Molecule: messenger RNA, 447 nt
Organism: Penicillium griseofulvum
Lineage: Eukaryota; Fungi; Ascomycota; Eurotiomycetes; Eurotiales; Aspergillaceae
Product: resistance to Congo red protein
Exons: 3
Coding region: 1-447 (148 amino acids)
Biological process (GO): vesicle-mediated transport
Cellular component (GO): intracellular membrane-bounded organelle
Source: RefSeq, a predicted model, not a curated record
AUGGCAGUCCUAUCCGCCCGAUAUUGCUAUGGGUACAACAGCGACUGUUAUUCCACCUGGGACUCUUGGGGUCGCUGGGUAGCGUUCGCCGUAAUCGUCGGUGUAGCUUUCCUACUCUUCUUCGGGUUCGCAUGCUUCAACGCACGCCGUCGCCGAACUCAUGGCCAGCGCCCUCUCACAGGAACCGGAUGGAUGGCUCCUCCUCCAGGACCUCCUCCGCCAAACCAGCCCAUCUACCAGCAACCUCCCUACGGCGACCCUUACUAUCAGCAAAAUGCGCCUCCACAAUACAGCCCGAACCCUCAACACCACGGCUACUUCGGUGCGCAAAACGCAUCCCCACAGCAGCAAGGCAUUGAGUUGCAGCAGCCUCCGAAUGCGUACGGUGGCAGUGGACCUUAUGCGCCGCCCUCUGGCCCCCCACCACCCAACGGCCACAAGGGCUAG